UAACGUGUCAAAGUGGCAACACCUUCGCAACAUUUAAAAAAAAAGUUAAAAAAUGUCGGAAUGUGGUUGUGCUUCGUGUAAUUUUUAAUAGUUUCGUCACUAUAUUGCUGAUCAUUGCUUAUUUUUCUAGCAAAAAACUAGUUCAUUUACUAUCUAUUAGCAGUUUUAGUUGUUUGUGUUGGUGAGGGUGACAGACAAAUGGAUGAAAUGUGGUAGAAGUGGAUUGAAGCACUAAAAGCCUUGCCUGGACUCCCUGGGUCGACUUUAAUCAUUUAUUAAGAUAAUGAGCGGUGCAUCUGGUUCAUCAGGGAGUGGUACGGGACGCGGCAGAGGUUCAAGCUCUAACGGGGCCAUUGCAGAGAGUAAACCGGAAACAAAAGAAAAUAAACCUAACUCCAAGAUGUCGAAGGCACUUGGGACAUCAGCGAAGAGGAUCCAGAAGGAACUUGCAGAGAUUACACUAGACCCUCCACCAAACUGCAGUGCAGGGCCCAAAGGAGACAACUUAUAUGAAUGGGUCUCCACUAUUCUAGGACCACCUGGUUCAGUAUAUGAAGGAGGAGUGUUCUUCCUUGACAUCCAUUUCUCUCCAGAGUACCCAUUCAAACCUCCUAAGGUGACAUUCCGGACUAGGAUAUAUCAUUGUAACAUCAAUAGCCAGGGAGUCAUUUGUCUAGACAUUCUGAAAGAUAACUGGUCUCCAGCGCUGACAAUAUCUAAAGUUUUACUAUCAAUAUGCUCCUUGCUCACUGACUGUAAUCCAGCGGAUCCUUUAGUGGGUAGCAUCGCAACACAAUAUCUCCAGAACAGAGAGGAACACGAUCGCAUCGCGCGCCUCUGGACUAAGCGCUACGCGACAUGAUUGCCCUGCCCCCACACCGCCGCUAAGGAACAACCUGCAGUAUCAUACUCAAUACCAUUCUGUUCUAAAUCCAUCCUGUUCACGUAAAUGUAAGCUUAUAAUGUUAAAUCCGAUGACUCCGCGCUCCCAGGGACACAUUUGUUACCUGCGCCGUCAGCCGCACUUGACAAAUGUGCCCCGGUAUAGCGCGGGAGGUUUAUACAGCUUAUUAAUUUUUAGUUGCAAUUAAUGUGAUGUCAGUAUGCUUAAUGACGGUCUGAAUUAUAUAAUUUUAGAAUGAUGAACGAUUUAGUUGUGAAUUGAAUGAUUUUCUGUUAAUGUUUCUAGCUCUGUAUUAUACAUAAUACAGUGAUAAGUUUACUAAUGAAAGUGUAUCGUAGGUUUAACCAGUGAUUUGAGUCAAUUUUGCCGCUAUAACGCGAUGAUCUCAUACACUCUUCACCUGUUACUACUUAUGUGUAAGUAUGUCUGAACUAUAGCGAUACCUACUAUUAAAGUUUGGGAAUAAAUCGCAUUAUUGUAUUGUAAAAUGUUUUUGAUUUCAGGCUAAUACUUGCAUGUCUUAUUGGAUUUAGAGUAAUCUUUAAAGACAUUAUCUUAACUGCUGUCAGUCCCCAGCCUAAUUUGAUUUAAAAUUGCAUUGCUUAUACUAUAGUUCCUUUGUUGAGUCAGUUAAUAAUUAAUGUUAAUGCAAUAUUUUAUACAAAUUCAACACAAUCGCCCCUGUGCUGUGCAAUGUAUGACAUACAUCCUCAUUCUUUGCCACAAAUGUCUUCACAUAAAUCACUGAAAGGUUGUAAUUCCUCUUGUCCUACUGAAUUUUGCGUUCGUAAUAAUUUAAUACUUAUAUUUUGGAGAUAAAAUGUGACAGAACUGGCAGCAUUGAUAAAGUACAAACUGAGAUGGUUUCAAAAAUUACAUGAACAACCACCAAUCUACUACCAACUUCAAUGCUUUGUAAUUAUAAUUAAGAUUUUAAGCCUUAUUUCAAGAACAAGCAAUAAAGUUGCUUAUAUUCUAGUGAGAUGUCACAUGUUUGUUGAGGAAACAAUGCAAAAUUAUAGUUUUGUGAAUGUAUAAAAUAAAUAGGAUGUUUGCUUUGGAGAGUCAAGUCAGUCAAUACCUGUACUAUGUACGUAUUAUAUUUUUAACGAAUCUAAUUUUGGUUUAUUGUCAUUAAUUUUAUUAGCGAAUGCGUUAUGAAUGUCGCUGAAAGCUUCAUUUGACUGAAAACUGAGAAAAGUUACAUUAGAUAGGUUUUCAACAUGGUCCAUUUUGUUAAGGAUUAGAUAGUCAAAUUAUUUGAAAUUUUAAGACUUCGUAACAAAACGGGGACGUAUAGUUUGUUUGUUUUAUUUGUGCAAUUUAAAGGGAUUUUUUUAUAUAUGUAAUUAAAUCUUGUUUUAUUUUACAUUGUAUGACUAAUGACUACAAACAAUUAUCGUUGAUUGUGUAGAGUAGGCCUGGGAUAUAAUAACCUAUUUAUUUUUAUAUUAUUGACUUAUGAAAUAUAUAUUACGCAUGUCUCUUCGUUAUAACCGUUUGAUGUAAAGUGAUUCGACAAUAUAAUGUACGGCGUCGUCACGGUAGCAGCGGACUUCGGAUUUGAUAGCAUGUUUUACGCGUUAUCACAUAUCAAUUUACCAUCUGGAUAAUAAAUUGAAAUUUAGAUUUAUUUGUUGUGAUAAUUUUGACUACUUUUACCAUUAUCUAAGUGCCAAAACUCAGGCACAUUGGCCUCCGCUCCAGUCUGACAUCUCCAACUUUUCUAAAAUAUUCCGUUUAGUAUGUAAACAGUAUUAGGUGUAAGUUAUUUUAUUGUCUAGAUAAUGUAUAAUGUAUGUCUUAACCUUAGAACUAAUUAGAAUUUUAGCGUUGUAAUGAUUUUAACUAAAAGUGUAUGUAUGUCGCGCGUAUAUGAAUGUUUUGGUGAUACCGUCGUGGAAAUGAAGAUUUUAUAAAUUGGGUGAUACCGCGAGUGUCGGAACUGGUGCUGUGAGAUUCAGAUGCUUGCGACAUACAGAUGAAUACUGAUCAAUGUAUUCGGGACUGGUAUAUUUUGUCAUUGUGAUUUUUAAAUUAUUUUAUACUGUGACUUGAAAUGUGUUGCUUGCAAGACAACAGCUGUAUUUAUCGCGACUGAUGUUCCUCGAAAUUCAACGUUCAUGCUCUGAAACCUAAUAUCCUUUGUUAUUACAAUUUAUAUCAUGGUAUAAAAUAGGAAAAUAAAAAUGUGUGUUACUAGGACACUCAAUGCUGUUUUAUUUAUUCCUGAUUAAAACGCAGUUUUGAAUAAUGCAGUUUUUUAUUAUAAAUAUACAUCAACUAGAAACACUUCCAAACGUUACAAAGAUCUAAUAUUCCGUUUUUAAAUUAGAUGCAAUAUUCUUAUAAAUAAUUCAGGCGAUUUGUUUAGGAAGUGGCAAACACACGUAGAGAUCGCGGCAUGUUCCCGACAUUGCGUCUAAUCAACAAACGAAUCGUACAAAUCGAAUAAUAUUUUAUGUAAUAUAAUAAAUGUGCACCACUUCUACAUUGGUUGCAUAUGAAUAGUAAAGGGUACAAUAAUGAUUUCACUACUACAAAAUUGAAUUGAGAUUUAGGUAAGUAUAAAAAGUAGGAAGUUCCGAUAAAGUUUUUGGCGUAAUGUAUCCAUUUCUAUUCGAAAAAUCAGUCUUCUACACUGAGCACACUUCAUUGUGAACUUUUAAGAAAAAUCUGUGCAUUGUGCUUUAUCACUCCAUCACUUGCAAAUACAUAUGGCAAAGUUUUAAAACUACACGCAUAUCAAAGUAUACACAGUACCUCCAGUUACUGAUAUUUUAAGCAUUUACGAAGAUUGUAUGUUAACAUUUAAAUCUUACUUUAAAUAAAAUAAACAAAAUAUCUGUAGUAACAAUAAUAAAAUAAAUUAUUUCAAAAUAUACAUAGAUUCGACAUCUUAAAGUGUACUUAAUCACAACUUUGUAAAAAAAAUGUAGGUAUUUGGGGAAAAUAUUGGGCACUGCUAUUAAAUCUAACUAUAUAAAAUAUGGAAAAUACCGUCGUAAAUGUUUUUAUACGGUUUCGUAUUGACUACGAAUGGAGCGAGCGAGACAGCAAGCGAAU
This is a messenger RNA of Spodoptera exigua (beet armyworm), 3970 nucleotides long. Lineage: Eukaryota; Metazoa; Arthropoda; Insecta; Lepidoptera; Noctuidae. The record is from the annotation of a GenBank genome assembly.